Molecule: messenger RNA, 1086 nt
Organism: Colletotrichum scovillei
Lineage: Eukaryota; Fungi; Ascomycota; Sordariomycetes; Glomerellales; Glomerellaceae
Product: metallo-beta-lactamase superfamily protein
Exons: 1
Coding region: 1-1086 (361 amino acids)
Source: RefSeq, a predicted model, not a curated record
AUGCCUUUAUCAAACUUUCGCGUACCGCCAUCUGCUUCGACCGUCAAUGUCAGGGUCAUCGACUCGACAUCGAAGAUUAGGGUGAGCAUGGAGAGCAUGGUUUCACACGUCAUCAAAGGCCAUUCUUGGCUUUCGUGUCCUUCAUACGUCUUCCUCGUCGAACACCCACCCACUGGCCGCAAAGUCCUCUUCGAUCUCGGGGUGCGCAAAGACUUCGAAAAUCUCUCACCUCCUAUUCAGAACUGGAUCAAAGAGAGUGGUACGACGUGCAGCGUGGAGAAGGAUGUGAGAGAGAUCCUCGAAGAAGGCGGGGUUAAAGCAGGUGAAAUCGAGAGCAUCAUCUGGAGCCAUUGGCAUUGGGAUCAUAUCGGCGAUCCGAGCAGAUUUCCCACAAGCACUUCACUGAUAGUCGGCCCGGGUUUCAAGGACAUUAUCAUGCCAGGCUACCCUACGAAUCCAGGGUCCCCAGUCCUUGAUUCCGAUUUCGCCGGCCGCGAACUCCGUGAACUGAGCUUCGCCGAGUCAACUAUCAAAGUCGGAUCGUUUCCUGCCAUCGACUACUUCGGUGACGGAAGCUUCUACAUCUUAGACGCGCCAGGUCAUACCGUUGGUCAUGUUAAUGCUAUUGCGCGGGUGACGACCGGCCCGGAUAGCUUCAUCCUCAUGGGCGGUGACACCUGUCACCAUAGCGCCGAGAUGAGGCCAUCCGCAUACAAUCCGCUGCCCGACUCGAUAUCGCCACAUCCGUUUCAUUCGGGCAAUGUGACUCCCUGCCCCGGCGCGCUGUUCAAACCUAUUCUCCAAGACGAAGACACGACGAAACCGUUCUAUGGCGUUCAUCGUCCUGGUAUGCUGUUUGGCAACCCGGAUGCUGCCGAGGAGACCGUAGACCGGAUUAUCGAGGCCGAUGGAAGCGGAAAUACCCUUGUUGUAAUUGCUCACGAUAACCAUUUGAAGGACGUCGUCCGGGAGUUCCCGGAAUAUGCAAAUGAUUUCUUGGCCCGAGGUUGGAUCGAACAGGGCAGGUGGUUGUUCUUGGAGGAUUUCAAGGAGGCAGUUGAUGGAGUUCAUAACGAGAAGCUGUAG